Messenger RNA from Cyprinodon variegatus (sheepshead minnow), 2219 nucleotides. It is a transcript of the gene ppp1r8b, whose product is annotated as protein phosphatase 1 regulatory subunit 8. The transcript has 7 exons. NCBI's taxonomy places the organism in Eukaryota, Metazoa, Chordata, Actinopteri, Cyprinodontiformes, Cyprinodontidae. Bases 31 to 1080 code for a protein of 349 amino acids. Gene Ontology annotation, molecular function: mRNA binding; protein serine/threonine phosphatase inhibitor activity; protein binding. The record is from RefSeq and is a predicted model, not a curated record. Gene Ontology annotation, cellular component: nuclear speck.
UGCGCCUCGGCUUUAAUGCGCUGAAGCAAGAUGGCGACUAAAACAGUGAAAGACGGUCCUCCUUUUGAUUGCCCAUCAUGGGCAGGGAAACCGCCCACAGGUCUCCAUUUGGACGUGAUGAAAGGAGACAAGUUGAUAGAGAAACUGAUCAUAGAUGAAAAGAAGUUUUACCUGUUUGGAAGGAACCCUGACUGGUGUGACUUCACCAUUGACCAUCAGUCCUGCUCACGGGUUCAUGCAGCGUUAGUCUACCACAAACAUCUAAAAAGAGUCUUCCUCAUUGACCUAAACAGCACACAUGGUACUUUCCUUGGGCAUAUUCGCCUUGAACCCCACAAGCCUCAGCAGGUUCCUAUAGACUCUACAAUAUCUUUUGGGGCAUCAACAAGGACCUACACUAUAAGAGAGAAGCCCCAGACCCAAGGCACCACUGGCACAGGAGACAGUAAGACGGGGGAUGAAGAAGAGCUCAAAGGACUGCUUGGACUUCCAGAGGAGGAGACAGAGCUAGAGAACCUUACAGAAUUUAAUACAGCCCACAACAAGCGUAUCUCCCUCCUGACAAUCGAAGAAGGCAACUUGGAAAUCCAGAGGCCAAAGAGGAAACGCAAGAACUCCAGAGUUACUUUCAGUGAAGAGGACUCUAUCAUUAAUCCAGAAGAUAUAGACCCCUCGGUUGGACGCUUUAGAAAUAUGGUGCAGACAGCAGUCAUCCCCAUGAAGAAACGAAGAUUUGAUAGUCAGAACACACUGGGUCUGGAUGACUUUGCAUCAAAGCGCAUUCAUGCCUACAGUUUAGGUGGAGGCCUUUACGGGGACUUACCUCCCACCAGCCAUGAGAACAAGCCAACAGGAGCUCCAGGAGGGGCUGCCAUGCAGGGUGGGCUUCCUCUACCUUUCCCCAACCCAGCACCAGAGGUAGAUCUGGCCCCAGAGGCUCCCCAGCCCCCCAUCACCCUCAACCCCACACCGGUCACAGCUCCGUACCUCCCAGAGACCACCCUCAACGAGCCACGGAAAAAGAAAUACGCAAAAGAGGCCUGGCCGGGGAAGAAACCAACCCCUUCCCUUCUCAUUUAACCCGUUUUUUAACACUGCUGACUCUCAGGUUCCCAGCAGAAACACCAGGGACUGUGACCUGCCUGAGGUGGAGCUCUUCACUUCUUUUAUAUGUUGUUAUACAAGAGUGCAAAAAUACACCACAGAGAACUGUUUAGUUUUAUGUUUUUAUUUACAGCUCAAUACUGGCAAUGGUAUGAACUAGAGUGGCUCUUAUAGGCUAUAACAAUUGAGUUAUGUGUUAAAUACCUUUUGAAUUGAUGUGAAGUUGUAUUUUUACAUGUUCCAACAUUUUUCAGUCUUUCAGAAUAUUGUUAAAACUAUUAAAAAAGGUCUGCAAAAAGUUGUUUUAUUAUCUUACUGCGAGAAAUCAGGUCAGCCCUCAGACUUUAAAAGUGAGAAGAACCUUUGUUGAUAAAGAGCUGCAUUGGAUUUUAUAAAACAUGUUAAUAGAAUGGGACCAGGUUCUGCAAUGUUAUUCAACUUUUGUCAGCUGAGGUGUCUUGUAUUUCGCCUAAACGCCACUAGGUGGUGACAUAAGCAAACGGUCCGUUAUCAAUCAGAUGCUGCUGCUUAAAGCCAUGCCUUUUUUACUUUACACGUUUCUGUGAAAUUCGGUUUUGAAUAAUUUAUUUACAUAUUUUCAGAACAAAUGAAUUGUAAAUACAAUCCGUUUUACAAGUUUUUUUUAUUUGCUACUUACGUGGACUUUUACAAAGUACAAUUAUAUCAGAUUGGACACUAGCACAAUAACCAAUGAGUAUCAUAUAAAGGUUACUAAUAGCAGAAUGUUCAGAUUUAGACUGUUGCAAUGCAUAACAUCAUUUGUAUAACGUCAUUCUUAGCUAACUUUAAGCAGCUAAUAUAUAUAUAAAAAUAACCUCCCAACUCAACCUAAGGGUUACAUUUUAGAAAGUGAAUUAAUUUACUAAACACACACACAUGUGUAAGGGGCCCAGAUAGAAAAUGAUUAAUAAAACUGUAGUUGUGCUUUGCAGGAUUUAUCCUUUAAAAUAAGCUAAACUUCAAGGAUCAACAGCUUUCAGAACAGUUUGUAGUAUUUACAUUAUCCUGUAAAAUUUCAACUGGCCUCUGCAACAUGUAAACAAACAGAUAAUUUUCUUGGAUCUUUGGGUGCAGCUGAUAAUUUAUUCCUCCCC